Messenger RNA from Chlorella variabilis, 1224 nucleotides. RefSeq lists its product as hypothetical. The transcript has 6 exons. The record is from RefSeq and is a predicted model, not a curated record. Bases 1 to 1224 code for a protein of 407 amino acids. Gene Ontology annotation, molecular function: ATP binding; nucleic acid binding. NCBI's taxonomy places the organism in Eukaryota, Viridiplantae, Chlorophyta, Trebouxiophyceae, Chlorellales, Chlorellaceae.
AUGCGGGAGCCCACGCAGGUGCAGCGCGGCACCAUCCCCGCCGUGCUGGCGGGCCGCAACGUCAUUGGCGUCGCGCACACCGGCAGCGGCAAGACGGCUGCCUUUGCGCUGCCCAUACUGCAAAAGCUGGCCAAGAACCCCUUUGGCGUCUUUGCCCUGGUCCUCACCCCCACCAGGGAGCUUGCCUUCCAGCUGGCCGACCAGUUCCGGGCGCUGGGUACCGGCAUGUCUCUGAAGGAUUGCGUGGUGGUGGGCGGGCUGGACAUGACGGCACAAGCAAAGGAGCUCGCGCGGCGGCCGCACGUCGUCAUCGCCACGCCCGGCCGCCUGCGCGGCCUGCUGCAGCUGGACGGCGAGCUGGCGAGGGUGUUUGGCAGGGCGCGGUUCCUGGUGCUGGACGAGGCGGACCGGCUGCUGGAGCCCAGCUUUGAGUCUGAGCUGGCGGUGGUGCUGGGCGCGCUGCCCGAGCGGCGCCAGACGCUACUCUUCUCGGCCACCAUGACACAGACGCUGGUGGAGCUGCAGAAGCAGCUGCUGCGGGACGCCUACCACUUCCAGGCGUACGAGGGCCUGCAGACGGCGGCGAAGCUGCGCCAGGAGUACCUCUUCCUGCCUGCCAAGGUCAAAGAGGUGUACCUGGUGCACCUGCUGGGGCAGCUGGAGGAGCUGCAGUGCCGCUCGGCCAUCAUCUUUGCGGGGACGUGCAAGGGCUGCCACCUGCUGUCGCUGCUGCUGGAGGAGCUGGGCAUCGCAGCGGCGGCGCUGCACAGCCACAAGCCGCAGCGCGCGCGCCUGGAGGCGCUGCACCGCUUCAAGAGCGGCUCCGUGCCGAUCCUGCUGGCCACCGACGUGGCGUCGCGCGGCCUGGACAUACCCAGCGUGGACCUGGUGGUCAACUACGACCUGCCGCAGAUGGCGCGCGACUAUGUGCACAGGGUGGGCCGCACGGCGCGCGCGGGGCGCCGCGGCUGGUCCCUGUCAUUUGUGACGCAGUACGACAUCGACCUGGUGCAGCAGAUCGAGGUGUUGGUGGGGCAGCAGCUGGGCAAGUUCGAGCUGGAGGAGGCGGAGGCGCUCAAGGGCAUCACCAAGGUGUAUUCCGCCAAGCGUGCCGCCGCGCUGCGCGUGGCGGAGGAGGAGCAGCGCGGGCGAGGCGGCGGCGCCGCGGCGGCCGUGGCGGCGGAGCGCAAGCGCAAGAAGCGCAAGCAGGCGGCCGCAGCCUGA